Messenger RNA from Zingiber officinale, 684 nucleotides. Its product is annotated as phenylacetaldehyde reductase-like. The record is from RefSeq and is a predicted model, not a curated record. Gene Ontology annotation, molecular function: oxidoreductase activity, acting on the CH-OH group of donors, NAD or NADP as acceptor. NCBI's taxonomy places the organism in Eukaryota, Viridiplantae, Streptophyta, Magnoliopsida, Zingiberales, Zingiberaceae. The coding region runs from base 1 to 684 and encodes 227 amino acids. The transcript is spliced from 6 exons.
AUGGUGAGGAGCAAAGUGGUGGAGGCACCGCUGAUCUUCGUGCUGUAUGAUGGAGAGCUGAGAAGCAUCGGCCGAAGAAGUGCCGUGAUGAGGGGAGACGAGGCCGAGACGACGCACCUACGAUCCCUACCUGGCGCCUCCAAUCACCUUCGCCUCUUCCAGAUCGACCUCCUUGAUCCAGACUACAUCGUCGCAGCCAUCCGCAGUGUCUCCGGGGUGUUCCACCUCGCCUCGCCAUGCAUCAUCACUCGCGUCCAGGAUCCCCAGAGGGAACUACUAGAUCCAGCGGUGACGGGGACUCUCAACGUUCUCCACGCGACCAAGGAGAGUGGAGUACGUCGGGUGGUCGUCACAUCGUCGAUCUCUGCCAUCGUCCCCAGUCCUGGAUGGCCAACGGAUUGGGUCAAGGACGAGAGCUACUGGACUAACCUUGAUUAUUGUCGACAGAAAGAGCUAUGGUAUCCGAUCUCGAAAAUGAUGGCCGAGAAGGUAGCUUGGGAAUUUGCAAACAAGAAUCAUUUGGAUGUGGUAGUUGUCAAUCCUGGGACUGUGUUGGGACCGAUCAUUCCGUCGAUGAUAAACUCCAGCAUGACUGUACUCGUGCAACUUAUUGAAGGUCAUGAAUUGUCAUUCACGAUCAUUAUAAAUCUCAGGUUUCAGAACAUGUUUAAAGAUUCUCUCUAG